Molecule: messenger RNA, 567 nt
Organism: Humulus lupulus (European hop)
Lineage: Eukaryota; Viridiplantae; Streptophyta; Magnoliopsida; Rosales; Cannabaceae
Exons: 1
Coding region: 1-567 (188 amino acids)
Source: RefSeq, a predicted model, not a curated record
AUGGCUCGUGGAGGUCAUACUCGCAAUGGUGGAGGUACUCAGACGCACACUACGACUGCUCAACAAAUCUCCAAUGAUGAUCCCUCUUAUACAGAUACCAAUCGAUUCUCUCAUUUGGACAACACCCGUAUUUCUCGGGAAGAAGCUCGCAAUCCCUAUUUUCUUGCCCAUAGUGAUCAUCCUGGUGCUAGACUUGUGCCAAAAGUUCUUACUAGAGGCAAGAACUAUAGUUCUUGGAAGCGAUCUAUGAUGGUUUCUCUGCUUGCCAAGAACAAAAUCAAGUUUGUCAAUGGAACACUACCUCAGCCUAAUCCCGACGAUGAUGAUUAUGAUGCUUGGUGUCAAUGCAACAACAUGGUUAUUUCAUGGAUUCCACAUGCGGUUUCUAGUGAUAUAGCUAAUAGAAUCAUGUAUCUUGAUGAUCCCUCUGCCAUCUGGGUUGAGUUACACGAUCAUUUCCACCAGAACAAUGGUCCGAGAGUUUUUGAGGUGAAAUGUUCUAUGCAAGUUCUUACUCAAGGUUGCAACAAUGUCACAACAUAUUUGACUCGCCUUAAAGCCCUUUAG